CGCUCUAGCCGCCCUUCUCACUGCUCUGUCGGGAGGCGGGAGCGCCCGCCGUGGUCCCUCCAAGAUGGCGGCGCAGAGGAGGAGCCUGCUGCAGAGUGAGCAGCAGCCAAGCUGGACAGAUGACCUGCCGCUCUGCCACCUCUCUGGAGUUGGCUCAGCCUCCAACCGUAGCUACUCUGCUGAUGGCAAGGGCACCGAGACCCACCCGCCAGAGGACAACUGGCUCAAGUUCAGGAGUGAGAAUAACUGCUUUCUGUAUGGGGUCUUCAACGGCUACGAUGGCAACCGGGUGACCAACUUUGUGGCCCAGCGUCUCUCUGCAGAGCUUCUGCUGGGCCAGCUCAACACUGAGCACACUGAGGCUGAUGUGCGGCGUGUGCUGCUGCAGGCUUUCGAUGUGGUGGAGAGGAGCUUCCUGGAGUCCAUUGAUGAUGCCCUGGCUGAGAAGGCGAGCCUCCAGUCCCAGCUGCCAGAGGGUGUCCCUCAGCACCAGUUGUUACCUCAGUAUCAGAAGAUCCUUGAGAGACUUAAGGCGUUGGAGAGGGAGAUUUCAGGCGGGGCCAUGGCUGUUGUGGCGGUCCUUCUCAACAACAAGCUCUACGUCGCCAAUGUUGGUACGAACCGUGCUCUCUUAUGCAAAUCCACAGUGGAUGGGCUGCAGGUAACACAGCUAAAUGUGGACCACACCACAGAGAAUGAGGAUGAACUCUUCCGCCUUUCACAGCUAGGUUUGGACACAGGAAAGAUCAAGCAAAUAGGGAUCAUCUGUGGGCAGGAGAGCACCAGGCGCAUUGGGGACUAUAAGGUCAAAUAUGGCUACACGGACAUUGACCUGCUCAGUGCUGCCAAGUCCAAACCAAUCAUUGCAGAGCCAGAAAUCCACGGUGCACAACCACUGGAUGGGGUUACUGGCUUCCUGGUGCUGAUGUCUGAAGGGCUGUACAAAGCCCUGGAAGCAGCCCACGGGCCUGGGCAGGCCAACCAGGAGAUCGCUGCCAUGAUUGACACAGAGUUUGCCAAGCAGACCUCCCUGGAUGCAGUGGCCCAGGCUGUGGUCGACCGGGUGAGGCGCAUCCAUGGAGACACCUUUGCCAGUGGUGGGGAGCGUGCCAAGUUCUGCCCACGGCAUGAAGACAUGACCCUGCUGGUGAGGAACUUUGGCUACCCACUGGGUGAAAUGAGCCAGCCCACACCAACCCCAGCCCCAGGGGGACGUGUCUACCCCGUGUCCGUGCCUUACUCAAGCGCCCAGAGCACCAGCAAGACCAGUGUGACCCUCUCUCUCGUCAUGCCCUCCCAGAGCCAGAUGGUUAAUGGGGCUCCCAGUGCCCCCACCUUGGAUGAAGCCACCCCUACCCUCACCAACCAGAGCCCAACCCUGACCCUGCAGUCCACCAACACGCACACCCAAAGCAGCAGCUCUAGCUCUGAUGGAGGCCUCUUCCGCUCCCGGCCUGCCCACUCUCUCCCACCUGGUGAGGACGGCCGAGUUGAGCCCUAUGUGGACUUUGCUGAAUUUUAUCGCCUCUGGAGUGUGGACCAUGGCGAGCAGAGCAUGAUGACGGCAUCAUAACACAGCCAGGAAGUGCAGCCCAGGCAGUGCCUGGCAUGGGGAUGAGGGGUCCAGUGCUGGGGCAAGACAGGGGUUAGCCUCUUCUUGACAUUUGCCUAUGCCACAGUGGCCAGUGGGUACCCUGUCCCCAGCCUGCAUCUGACUAUCCCACAGCUCAUGGGGCUAUAGAGAGUGGGAACGCAGACUGGAGCCAAGUUCUGCACCUUGUCACUGCACAGGAGCCACUCCCUCCCAGCAGCCUCAGUGAGGACCAUCAUAGUUUCUGAGAACAGGGGACCCAAGCGAGGAGCUCUGGCCAGCCUGCAGGCCCCCACAAAGGGCUCUUUCUGCAGUGUGUGGCAGAAUGGGAAGAAGUGGUGCCGUGAACCCCAAAUGCCAUGAGCCCAGCAGACACUGCUCUCAAGGCCUCCCACCACUACCUCCUCUGGAAUAGCCCAUGGCUGCUGCAAGUGCCCCUUGCCUCUAGGUGGUGGUUUCCUUCCUCCAGCCUCUGAGCCUGUGCUUCUAGAUCCCGAGUGGAAACCCAGGUUGGUGUCCACACUUGUCCCUGGGCCCUAUUCCUGGACCUGCCCUAGUUGUCAGCAGUGAGGGCCCAGGAAGACCAAGAGAGCUGGUGUAAGAGAAGCCUUGGUCCUGGAGCUGCCAAAGGAGAGUGGGCAGGGUGCCUGGGUUUCCCCAGGGGUGGGCAUGCCCUGUCUGAGCUGCAGCAGUGGCUGCUCUUGUUAGGCCCUGAGUCAGGGUAAGCUGGCUCCUGCCUGAAGAUUCCCAUGCUGGUGCUGGGGAGGACCAGCAACAGGGGAGCCACUGAGGUGGACGGUCUUUUCCACAGCUGACAAGCCUCUGCUGGCUGCUGGAGCCUCCCUUGAAAGAAGAAUGGAAAGUGGCUCCAAGAGAGAAGAAAUUCGCUGAGACCCAGUGCUCUGGGAGGCCAAAAGCUUUAGGGAUGGGCACUAUUUCUGCCAACACACAGGGAAGGGUCAGGCUGGGCGAAGGCCUGAGUUAGAAUAUUUCACACAUGUUGUCUGCCUUCAGGGACUGUGGUGCCACCAGGGCUGUGGGUUGGGAUUGCCUCUCCUAUAUUCAGAGGAGGGAGCAGCCCAGAGUCUUGCACCUUGCACAAACCUGUGUCCAUUUCGGCAGUAUCCAGGGCCUCACUGGAUUCUGCUGCCCCUCCUGGCCUCCCUCCCCCAGGAGGCCCUAGAUGGAGCUCACCAGGGACUGGCUGGUGCUGCUGUGCAGCCCCCAGUGUGUGCAGUCUCUGGAAAGUUAAAGGCCUAUCCCAAACCCCCUGCUGGCUCUGUGGCCCAGGAAUCCACUUCCCUGCAGCCCAGUGCAAUGCCAGGGUGAGGUGGGAAUGCCACAGCAUGCCUUGAUGCCCCCUUUGCUCUGAGACCGUAUCUGUCCUGCAGGUGAGUGGAUUUAAAGUUAGUCACAGAGGCUUGGUAAGUAAGGGAAUUCUCUUCCAAGAGUAUCUGUAUAAUGCUGUUUCAUCUGUGGAAACAGAACCACUUUCUUAAUGCAAUAGAGAAGGAAUAA
This is a messenger RNA of Otolemur garnettii (small-eared galago), 3109 nucleotides long. It is a transcript of the gene TAB1, whose product is annotated as TGF-beta activated kinase 1 (MAP3K7) binding protein 1. The coding region runs from base 65 to 1573 and encodes 502 amino acids. Gene Ontology annotation, cellular component: cytosol. The record is from RefSeq and is a predicted model, not a curated record. NCBI's taxonomy places the organism in Eukaryota, Metazoa, Chordata, Mammalia, Primates, Galagidae. The transcript has 11 exons. Gene Ontology annotation, biological process: protein dephosphorylation. Gene Ontology annotation, molecular function: protein serine/threonine phosphatase activity.